AUUUGAUUCUAGUAAUUUGUGCAGUGAUGUUUAUACGUUCUAAUUUGAAAAAAUGGGUCGUAGGAUUUGGUGCAUUAGGUAGUGCAAUGGUCUUUUAUUCAAAUGAUGAUGAUAAUGAUAACAAUAGUGAAUUAUCACAAAUGCACAAGUCUAAAAUAGCAUUUUCUUCGUCUUGGGAUUAUAACUGGGAUAGACGAGAUCCAAGAGGUUUAAUAAAUCCAAUGAAAAUAAAUAAUGAAUCAAAUCAAAAUACGUAUGAUAAACAAUUAAUAAGCAAAACAACAAAAGUUAUGCACCACAUAAUUUUAAUUCGUCAUGGACAGUAUAAUGUAGAAGCUAAAACAGAUGCAGAUAGGACACUCACAAAUCUCGGUAGACAACAAGCUGAUGCAACAGGAAAAAGAUUACAAGAAUUAGGUUUGCCAUAUACUUCACUUAUACAUUCAACAAUGACACGGGCACAAGAAACUGCUGAAAUUAUAGAAAAGACACUUCCAAACGUAGCUGUAAAAUGUGAUUCGCUUCUUAAUGAAGGUUCACCAAUACAACCUGAACCACCAUCACCUAAUUGGAAACCUGAAGUAAAUUUUUAUAGAGAUGGACCUAGAAUAGAAGCAGCAUUCAGAAAAUAUUUUCAUCGUGCAGAUUUCAAUCAAAAAACAGAUUCUUAUACAAUUCUUGUUUGUCAUGCAAAUGUUAUUAGAUAUUUUGUAUGCAGAGUAUUGCAAUUUCCAGCAGAAAGUUGGUUGCGUUUAAGUUUAAAUCAUGCUAGUAUUACGUGGAUUAUUAUUUAUCCUAGUGGUAUUGUAAAAUUAUGGGCUUUUGGUGAUACUGGACACAUGAAACCACAACUUAUUUCAUAA
Messenger RNA from Eufriesea mexicana, 863 nucleotides. RefSeq names its product serine/threonine-protein phosphatase PGAM5, mitochondrial. Gene Ontology annotation, cellular component: mitochondrion. The record is from RefSeq and is a predicted model, not a curated record. Bases 27 to 863 code for a protein of 278 amino acids. NCBI's taxonomy places the organism in Eukaryota, Metazoa, Arthropoda, Insecta, Hymenoptera, Apidae. The transcript is spliced from 5 exons. Gene Ontology annotation, molecular function: protein serine/threonine phosphatase activity. Gene Ontology annotation, biological process: positive regulation of mitochondrial fission; peptidyl-threonine dephosphorylation.